GUAAGUGAACAUAUGUUUCACCUCUGGGAGGUCACCCCCAGUCACAGACCAUCAGUCUCCUCUUUUUAUCCUCCAGUACUCUUUUAUUUCAACUCCUCUCCUCUUCCUUUUCCUCCUUUCCAAGGCUUCUUGUUCAUCUCCUCAUCUCUCCUCCUUUCCUUUCCUACCCUCCUCUCCUCUCCAUCUGUCCUCUCCUCCAGGCCUUUGUGUUUACAUCACAGGUGGGACAACAUAGACGAAAUACCACCAAAACCGCCCCUCCUGAAAACCCCCUGAUCCACCUCCAACACCAAAGCCCCUGCUGUGCCCCCCCCUGCCGCCCCUACAUGCCCCCCCCAGAGCUGAGCGGGCAGCAGGCCAGCUACCCAGGGUACUGGGUACCAGCUAGCAUGGAGUCUGCCUGUCAGCCAUGCUGGGGAUUGAACCACUGCCAGCCUGGUGACAGGAGACUGAGAUGGAGGGAGCCUAGAGACAUGGAGACACGGAGGACACCGGAGGACACUGCAGGAGAUUGGAGGAGACGGAGAGAGACACUUCUCUGGUAUGGUGGAAGACCGGAACGGAUUAGAGGAGACUGAGAAAGACUGCAGGAGACUGAAGAAGAUUUGAAAACACACACACAGAGAGAGAGAGUAUGGGUUUGGGCUGCUGGAUGCUGCUCUCAUGGUACAGCAGGCUAUACUCUUCAAACCCCGCCCUCCACACAGGAAAUGCUCACAGGAAAUCAACUUUGACCCCGCCAGGAUCCUCCCCUCUGGAGGACAGGUUAGUAUCAUCAUCCAAUCCGAUGGAUGCCUGGGGAAGGACACUGAGGUCAACACUCUGGAGCAUGUGCAGGUGUGUGUGAGCCUCAGCAGUGUGUGUCGCGGGGACUUGUCCGUGCAGCUGGAGUCUCCAGCGGGCACGGUGUCGGUCCUGCUGGCACCGCGGAGGAACGACGACUGGACCGGCGGCCUGAGGAACUGGACCCUGAUGACGGUCCACAGCUGGGGGGAGACACCCCAUGGGCCCUGGGCCCUCAAGGUGACAGACCAUCUUGGUACGGUGGAGGCGUGUGUGAGGGAGGGGGGGGCAGAAGUCGCUGCUGGGGCCCUGCUCAGUCUCACACUCACCCUAUACGGCACCUCCCACAGACCCCCCCGGGUGGUAGAGCCUCAGCCUGGUGUGGUCUCCAUGGGAGCGUACCAUCCUGUUUCCCAAAGGGGGGUGUUGGUCCGGAACAGAGCACCUCCUCAUGACCUGGUCCAGUGGGCAUAUGCACAUGAGACACGCAGGAAGGUGGGCACAGCCGAUAUUCCUGCCCCUCGCCAUCGAAAGGACCACGGGCUGGCGUCAGGGCCGCUGGUGUCCUUCAGGAACGAGGAGAUGGAUGACACAGACGGGGCCGAGCUGGGGGACCAGCUGAGGCAGCUGUGGAACACUCUGAGAGACCGGCUGGAGAAACACUGGAGACCGUACCAGGUUGCUUCUCCCAACUACUCCACCGAGGAAGAUGUUGCUCUGAGGAACUUCCGGCGGGCGGGGCUACCUGGAGGGGAGGAGCCUCUGGAGGAUGUACACAACAUGCAAGAUGGAGUGGGAGGAGCCUUUGGGUCGGCACCACCGCCGGACAGGAAGCUGAACCUCGAUGACAGGAAUCAUCUUCCUUGAUGGCGUCGCCUGGGAGAUGGCUGAGGACACUCCUCCAUGCCAACAGAGGGGAGGGGCUAGAUUAGUGGGUGGGGCUAGAUGAGAGCAUUGGUAACGAUGGAGGGAAAGAGUAGCGAGGAUAGGAAGAGGAGGGAGAGAAGAGGUGAGAUUGUGGAGGCAGGGGUGUUUUUCGUUUUCGUUUAACCUUUACUUAACCUGGCAACCCGUGGAGGUCGAAAGCUUCUUCAGCAAGAUGUCCCAGUGCAGACCAGACAAACAACACCAAGCAGCAGGGGGCCUACACCUCGCCCCCCCCCCCCCCCCCCCCCACUGCACCCCCCACCCACCCAUGGUGACCUGCAACACACAGCUUUGUGUUUGACCCUGUCUGUGAAGACUGCCUCUCGUGGGUACAAACAUAUAUAAAAAAAAUACUACUGAAAACAUUGACGGUCCCAGUUCUCCCCCAGCCCAGCCCCCAGCCCUCCCCCCACCCAUCUCUCUUUCCCCUAAGGGGGGAGGUUUUAUGAAGUGUAUGUUUGCUUAGUUCAGAGUUCAAUUAGCCCCCUGUUGCCGAUCCUGGUCACUCCUCAUUGAGUUGGACAAACACCUCGUUAGAUUUCAGCAGCCUAAUUUCUCUCCAUCCUCAAAUUAAUUUCAGAUCAUGACAAGAUCCAAGUAAUAUCAGCGUGAGCUCCCUCCCAGUUCCCAGUCCAUUAAGCUGUCUGGGCUCAGAAACAUGGCUGUUGGUGUGAAACCUCACUUUGGAGAUGAGAAGACCCUGUGUUCUCUUCAUGUGUUAAGAUGUGCAAGGACCCCCCAAAAAUAA
Messenger RNA from Hypomesus transpacificus, 2458 nucleotides. RefSeq names its product endoprotease bli-4-like. NCBI's taxonomy places the organism in Eukaryota, Metazoa, Chordata, Actinopteri, Osmeriformes, Osmeridae. Gene Ontology annotation, biological process: peptide hormone processing. Gene Ontology annotation, cellular component: Golgi membrane; trans-Golgi network. Gene Ontology annotation, molecular function: serine-type endopeptidase activity. The transcript has 8 exons. The record is from RefSeq and is a predicted model, not a curated record. Bases 664 to 1650 code for a protein of 328 amino acids.